Molecule: messenger RNA, 1970 nt
Organism: Lepus europaeus (European hare)
Lineage: Eukaryota; Metazoa; Chordata; Mammalia; Lagomorpha; Leporidae
Product: condensin-2 complex subunit H2-like
Exons: 1
Coding region: 41-1870 (609 amino acids)
Biological process (GO): mitotic sister chromatid separation; meiotic chromosome condensation
Cellular component (GO): condensin complex; nucleus
Molecular function (GO): chromatin binding
Source: RefSeq, a predicted model, not a curated record
CCGCCCUGUGGCCUUCGGGCCGCCCGGCCCCCUCCCGGACAUGGAGGACGUGGAGGCGCACUUCGCCCACCUCCUGCAGCCCAUCCGCGACCUCACCAAGAACUGGGAGGUGGACGUGGCGGCCCAGCUGGGCGAGUACCUGGAGGAGCUGGACCAGAUCUGCAUUUCUUUUGAUGAAGGCAAAACCACAAUGAACUUCAUUGAGGCAGCGCUGCUGAUCCAGGGUUCAGCGUGCGUCUACAGCAAGAAGGUGGAGUACCUGUACUCGCUGGUCUACCAGGCCCUUGAUUUCAUCUCUGGCAAGAGGCGAGCCAAGCAGCUCUCUUCAGUGCAGGAAGAUGGGGCCAGUGGGGACACCGGCUCCAGGGCCCCCCAGGAUGCAGAGGACGAGUUCCUGUCGCUGGACGACUUCCCCGACUCCCGGGCUAACGUGGACCUGAAGAAUGACCAGGCACCCAGUGAAGUGCUUAUUGUCCCUCUGCUGCCCAUGGCCCUGGUGGCCCCUGAUGAGACAGUGAAGAACCACCACCCCCUGUACAGCCGUCAGGGUGAGAUCCUGGCCAGCCGGAAGGAUUUCAGGAUGAAUACGUGCACCCCCCACCCCCAGGGGGCCUUCAUGUUGGAGCCGGUGGGCGUGUCCCCCAUGGAGCCAGGGGGCUCAUUCCCCAUGGCGAGGAACCAGAAUGAGGCUGGGAGGGCUGAGCAACAGCCGAUGGAAGUCUCUGAGAGCAGGAGCCCUGUCCCCGUGCCCAGCUUCUCCCAGCAGCCAGGCUCCUCUCCAGAAGGCCCAGCGCCCAGUGGUGGGGGUGACGACGAUGAUGCCCAGGAGGCCGCAGAGAUCCCAGAGGCUGUCACCCCCAAGGCUGCCCAGGAGCCCAGGAGCCCGGAGAGCCCCACGCUGCCCAGGAGGUACAUGCUGCGUGACCGAGAGCGGGCCCCAGAGCCCCCACCCCAACCUACGGAGACUCCAGACCCCUGGCAGAGCCUGGACCCCUUCAACUCCUUGGACUCUAAGCCCUUCAAGAAAGGGAGGCCCUACUCUGUGCCCCUCUGUGUGGAGGAAGCCCCGGGACAGAAGCGCAAGCGGAAGGGCCCAGCCAAGCUGCAGGACUUCCACCAGUGGUACCUGGCUGCCUAUGCAGACCCUGACGACAGUGGGAGGUCCCGGCGAAAGGGCCCAAGCUUUGCAGACAUGGAGGUCCUGUACUGGAGGCACGUGAAGGAGCAGCUGGAGACCCUGCGCAGGCUGCAGAGGAGGGAGAUGGCCGAACGCUGGCUGCCAAGGGCCGAGGAGGAGCUGUGGCCUGCAGAGGAUGACCGCCUGGAGGGCUCCCUGGAGGACCUGGGGGCGGCAGAUGACCUGGAAGCUGAUGGGUGUGUGGAGGCUGAGGACGCAAGGCCUGGGGAAGCCACUGGCCUGGAUGCAGAGGCCCUGCCUGCCUCCCUGAGCUACGAGGAGCUGGUUCGAAGGAACGUGGAGCUCUUCAUUGCCACCUCCCAGAAGUUUGUCCAGGAAAUGGAGCUGAGCCAGCGCAUCAGGGACUGGGAGGACACCAUCCAGCCCCUGCUGCAAGAGCAGGAGCAACACGUGCCCUUUGACAUCCACACCUACGGGGACCAGGUGGUGUCACGGUUCCCCCAGCUCAACGAGUGGUGUCCAUUUGCAGAGCUGGUGGCCGGCCAGCCUGCCUUUGAGGUCUGUCGCUCCAUGCUGGCCUCCCUGCAGCUGGCCAACGACUACACAGUGGAGAUCACCCAGCAGCCGGGGUUGGAGGCGGCUGUGGACACCAUGUCCCUAAGACUGCUGACGCACCAGCGCACCCACAAACGCUUCCAGACCUACGCAGCACCCUCCAUGGCCCCGCCCUGAAGUGGGGGUGGAUGAGGCGUGGGCUUGGGAGCCCUGUCCCCAGCAUGUGGUCCCUGCAGUGCUGCCACCUGGCUGGCCCAGCCUAAUAAAGUCGCGUCAC